Messenger RNA from Anopheles maculipalpis, 1285 nucleotides. RefSeq names its product phosphatidylcholine:ceramide cholinephosphotransferase 1-like. The transcript is spliced from 4 exons. Gene Ontology annotation, molecular function: ceramide cholinephosphotransferase activity; sphingomyelin synthase activity. Gene Ontology annotation, cellular component: Golgi membrane; endoplasmic reticulum membrane. The record is from RefSeq and is a predicted model, not a curated record. Gene Ontology annotation, biological process: ceramide biosynthetic process; sphingomyelin biosynthetic process. Bases 55 to 1197 code for a protein of 380 amino acids. Lineage: Eukaryota; Metazoa; Arthropoda; Insecta; Diptera; Culicidae.
CGGCAGAAGAACGUUUAUGCGGUCUUCAUCGGUUGUGUCUUUCCGCUCCGUACAAUGAAGGUGAUCCUCAAGACGGCAUGGCCCUCGACAAAGAUCGUACAAAGGCUUUCGUCCACGUACAGUGUGUAUCCUUGGAGUUACUUUCCGUGCCAGGCAAUGCCUGACUCAUACGACUACAACAACCCAAAUGUCACCUGCCAUCCGUCCGGCUAUACACACCCGGGUUCGCCAUAUCACCAGCAAAAUCAACCACCACCCUCCGACACCGGCAGUCCCUCGAGCGAUGCGGUUAUGAUCAAGAUCGACACUCCGUCACCGCUACGGGACGAUCAACAGCGCUACCCGAAGGAAAUAGGCAAAACGUUACUGGCGCUAGUAUUUCUGGCACUUAACUUUUUCCUCGCCACCGUAUCGCUUUCCCUCGUGCACGAUCGGGUACCGGAUCGGGAUACGCACGAACCACUGCCGGAUGCAUUCCUGGACCGGGUGCAGGCCCAGGAUUGGGCGCUUGAUGUAAGCGAAAUACUGAUCAUGGUGGUGGUGAACUCGUGCGUACUGCUGAUCACCUUCCACAAGCAUCGGUUCAUCGUGAUGCGGCGCGUUUUCCUGCUCCUCUCCGUUCUCUACAUGAUGCGGUCGGUUACGAUGUACGUCACGGUGCUGCCGGUGUCUAGCCGGACGUACUACUGCAGCCCAAAGUCAAACGCAAGCAGUGCGGGCGUUAUCGUGAAACGAGCGUUUCAGCUAAUCUCCGGCAUGGGUCUGUCGAUCAACGGCAAACAGAUCUACUGCGGUGAUUACAUCUACAGUGGCCAUACGGUAACGCUUGUGCUGGGCUAUUUAGUGAUAUCCGAAUAUUCACCGAAACGCUUCUGGCCGAUACAUUGGAUCUACUGGUUGGCCAGUUUGACUGGUGUGGUGAUGGUGCUGGUUGCGCACGGGCAUUAUACGGUCGAUGUACUAAUAGCGUACUACGCUACGACGCGACUUUUCUGGACGUACCACACACUUGCCAACAAUAGCUUACUGUUGAAGCAAAAUGGUAACAACUACAUCGGCCGAGAAUGGUGGUACUUCGGUUUCCGGUACUUUGAGCGCAACGUGCGCGGCCCCAUCCCGCUCCAGUACGACUGCCCACUGUCCCUACCGGCGUCCUGGACGAAGAAGUCGCCCAAGCUGCCGGGACGCGAAAGUUGAUACCAUCAUCAUCAUCACCGUUGGUUGCUGAUCGUCGACACAUCGUACCUCAUCGUGUUUGACGGGCCCACCCACCAGAGGAAGGAUU